Messenger RNA from Neopsephotus bourkii (Bourke's parrot), 423 nucleotides. RefSeq names its product claw keratin-like. The coding region runs from base 1 to 423 and encodes 140 amino acids. Gene Ontology annotation, cellular component: intermediate filament. The record is from RefSeq and is a predicted model, not a curated record. Gene Ontology annotation, molecular function: structural constituent of cytoskeleton. The transcript is spliced from 2 exons. NCBI's taxonomy places the organism in Eukaryota, Metazoa, Chordata, Aves, Psittaciformes, Psittacidae.
AUGUCCUGCUCCAGCCUGUGUGCCCCUUCCUGUGGGAUGGCCGCCCCAUGCCCCCUGGCUGACACCACCAACGAGCCCUGCGUGCGUCAGUGCCAGAGCUCCUCGGUGGUGAUCCAGCCCCCAGCCACGGUGGUCACCUUGCCCGGACCCAUCCUCAGCUCCUUCCCGCAGCACAGCGUUGUGGGCUCAGCGGGAGUCCCUGCCAUUGCUGGGGGCUCCGGUGGCAGUUAUGGAGGCCGUGGUGGUUAUGGUGGCUCUGGUGGCUACGGAGGCCUUGGUGGCUAUGGGGGCUAUGGAGGCUACGGUAGCUGUGGAGGAUAUGGUGGCUAUGGAGGCUAUGGCGACUGUGGUGGCUAUGGAGGCUUUGGAGGCUUUGGCAGCUGCAGAGGCUCUGGGGGCUGUGGAUAUGGUGGCUGGGGCUGA